AUGGCUUGGCUUGUAAUGCUACUAACCGUCGCUCUUUUGCUGAUAGGUGCUACGUUAGUUAGCACUGGCGUUUGCCUCCUACAGAACUAUCGGGCUGCUCGAUCCAUUGACCGAAAGGUCCUCUCCUUCUUCCGCCGUCUGCCUUUCGGUGACAACAGCUUCACUCGGUAUAACUGGCGAGGAUGGGAGGUCGAAGAUAGAUAUCGAUCCCAUUCCGAAAUGGGGGAUAUUUGGGUCUUAGUAACACCUUUCAAGAACUGGAUCUAUGUCAACGACCCUCAAGCUUUAAUGUCACUAUUUCGGAGAGGAACUGACUUUCCACGUCCCGUCUUCGUUAAUGAGAUCUUAAAUGUAUUCGGGCCUAACAUAUCGACUGCUGAAGGGGACAGAUGGAAAACGCAGCGGAAAAUAGCUACUCAUUGUUUCAAUGAACAUAACAAUGAAAUCGUAUGGUCAGAAGCUAUUAGCUUAGCCAACGACAUGCUUCACUAUUGGAUUGCCAAGGUAUCAGUCAAAUCAACUGCCGACGAUCUGCGCACGCUGUCUCUACACGUGCUCUCUCGCGCAGGCUUUGGAAAGUCCUUCAAAUUUGUAGGCCAUGACGAUAAGAAAUCCUCUUCGAGUCCAGCCAACAGCUACAAGGAGUCUUUGCAGACAGUCUUGGAAAACCUCGUCCUCAUUCUUGGAUUAGGGACCAAGUUCCUCUCCAACCCUUGGCUUCCACAAAAGUUCCGAACCGUCCACGAGGCCUGCGAAAAAAGGGCAUUUGCCGAGGGAGAGGUGAGGGAUCAUAACCUCAUGACAUCACUAGUCCGUGCUUCCCAGGAUGAAGCAAAGACUUCAGGUGGCCUCACCGAGAGUGAGAUCUACGGCAAUAUGUUCGCCUUCAAUUUCGCCGGCCAUGAUACAACGGCGCAUAUCUUCACCUUUGCGCUGUACUUUCUAGCAGCCCACCCAGAUGUCCAAGACUGGCUAUCACAAGAAAUACGCCAUGUUCUGGGUGACCGGCCCUCAUCUGAGUGGGAUUAUCGAGCUGAUUUCCCACGCCUCAAGCGCUGCCUUUCUGUAAUGUACGAAACAAUACGUCUCUAUACAGUCGUACCGCCAAUCAAGUGGACUGGUAGCCAAGCACAAUCGCUCACUGUUGGUGAGAAGACAGUUGUUCUCCCUCCUCACAGCAUGAUCGCGCCGAGUUACGGCUCUGUACAGACAGAUCCAAGAUUCUGGGGUCCUGAUUCUCUGAGCUGGAAGCCUUCGCGCUGGAUUAAGCCCGCCGGCUCUAACGCCGAUAUUCCGUCAGAGCCAGGAGAAGAGGAUUUCAACAUGCCCGUGCGCGGGGCUUUCAUAGGCUGGUCUGAUGGCACUCGUGACUGUACAGGAAGGAAGUUCUCGCAGGUUGAGUUUGUAGCAACCAUGGCGGUGCUGUUCUUGGACUGGCGAGUAGAUCCAGUAGUAGCCAAAGGUGAGACCCUUGACGCCGCGAGGCAACGAGUUGAGAAUCUUAUCAAACAGGACUCCGGGUCUGUCUUGCUGCUGCAAAUGUUACAUCCCGAGCGUGCACCCCUAACCUGGAAGAAGCGAUAA
Daldinia decipiens is the source of this 1584-nucleotide messenger RNA. Its product is annotated as cytochrome P450. The transcript has 5 exons. The coding region runs from base 1 to 1584 and encodes 527 amino acids. NCBI's taxonomy places the organism in Eukaryota, Fungi, Ascomycota, Sordariomycetes, Xylariales, Hypoxylaceae. Gene Ontology annotation, molecular function: monooxygenase activity; iron ion binding; heme binding. The record is from RefSeq and is a predicted model, not a curated record.